AUGGAGAUUCUUAGAGUUCAGCUUUUCGUCAUGACCAUUCUCUCUCUUGCUCUGGCUUUUGUUGUUCCUUCCAUCAAUGCUCAGAUCCCUGCACCUGCUCCAGCUCCCACGAGUGAUGGAACAACAUUGGACCAAGGAGUUGCCUGUGUACUGAUGCUGUUGGCUUUGGCUCUUACUUACAUCAUUCAUUAG
This is a messenger RNA of Lathyrus sativus (Indian pea), 192 nucleotides long. NCBI's taxonomy places the organism in Eukaryota, Viridiplantae, Streptophyta, Magnoliopsida, Fabales, Fabaceae. The record is from the annotation of a GenBank genome assembly.